Molecule: messenger RNA, 3760 nt
Organism: Toxoplasma gondii ME49
Lineage: Eukaryota; Apicomplexa; Conoidasida; Eucoccidiorida; Sarcocystidae
Exons: 8
Coding region: 1-3684 (1227 amino acids)
Molecular function (GO): protein binding
Source: RefSeq, a predicted model, not a curated record
AUGACGAUAGCGGUGCGGGGUCUACGGCGGAUUCACGCAGCACUAUUGCAGAAGGAACAUGAAACCUGUGAUUUCUGGAGUGACACCGGAUACAGAGAAGAUACCGUGACAACGUCGCCAGGUGCCCGAGACACGACGGAAACGAUUGCGGAAGAGGCAUACGACAGUCAGACCGGCCAGAGCGACUAUUCUCAAGCAGACUCUAUUCACGGCAUUAGCGCGGCUAAGAAUGCGUUGGAAUCUACACGGAAAAACGAGCAUCAAAACGAAGACCGGAGGCUCUUACAAUGGUCCAGCGCAGAGUGUGAGAGUCCGAAGGCUGACCAAGAGCAAAUUCGUCGUGAAAAUGCAGCGAAGACGCUCCAGCAGCGGUGGCGACAGCGUUGCCUGUCGGCUGCAUUGGACUUUGAGGCUUUGGUCUGCUGCAUUCGACACAUUCGGACUUUGGCUGCUGUCGAGAUCCAACGUAUCUACCGAGGAUCUCGUCUUCGAAGGAUUCUCAAAGAAGAACUGCAUUGUCUUAUCUUGACACUUCGUGAAGAGGACGUCGUCCAGGCGGAUGGCGAAGGUGACGCUUCGAGAGAGAGAGGACGCGGUGAUCGAGAAGGCUUGAGGAGUGUCGAGCUUAUUGGAGCCUUUGGAGACCACCCUUGGGAAGAGCGAAUUCGUAUGCGGUUCUGCUCCGUACGGAGAUGCUAUACUGCUGCAAGGCCGUAUACAGUAGGACGACAUCUGUUCAAGUUUAUUGUUGACAACAUCUACCGAUGCAGCUCGCAGUAUGCCCAGGUUGCAGAUCCAGACGGAAAUAUGAACAACUAUAUCGACGUCUCAGAACCGGUUCCUCCUGCUCUCUGCCUCGUUCCUCGUUUUCCCUGGCCACUUGCCCGCUCGUUCCGGUGCGGGGGACCCCCGUCUGUUGUGGACCUUUGUGGAACCCUUUCAAAGCACGUUUUUUCUCCUCAAGCAGAACAAGGGGAAGAAAACCGAAAAACUGAUGCUGCGAAUGAUAGUGGAGACAGUAUGCGCGAUCGGUGGAGGCAGGAGAGCAAAAAUGGCGAGAAAAGCUGUAGCAAAGAAACGAGAAGUAAUAGAAACGUUGCAUGUGGGAAACCGUCCACCGUUCCGGUUUCAAAGGACCAAACGGGUGGGCACAACUCUCCGCGAUUACACUGUCAUGGAAACGGUGAAGCAGAACUUGGUGAUGGGAAGAGUGAAGCGGACGGGGUCGAGACGUCCACGCGUGAAAAUUUUGUAGAGAGCCUGGAAGUCCAGACGAGCUCCCAGAACGUGGACACGAGGACCGGAGAUCAGCCUGCAGAGGCUCAGUUGGGCGAUGAAUCGCUGCGAUCCUCAAUCACUUUACCGGAAACAACAAGACGGUUUUCGCUCUCUCUCCCACUCCGAAGCCACACAGGUCGUUGCCAGAAAGUGAACGCCCAAGAAGGACAAGAGGACAAUGAAGUCAGGCUAGUUUGCUCUCUGGAGACACCACUGAGUAGGGUGCCGACGCUCAGUGUAUUGCCGGAGGCAGCGGAGCGGAUAAAUUCGCGCGACGGAGAGGAGCCAGCAGGUCACCCAGCCGGAGUGUCGGAAGAAGGCUCUGUGCAGCGACUUCUCUGCGGUCACACUGAUGAAGAAAAUCCAGAAAUGUUGGCAGACUUGGACGAUGUAGUUGCUCCUCUUCUCCGCUUUCCCCGAUGGUCAGCUCUCGGUCGGCGAGAAAGGCAUGAGAGAAGUUCUCGCAUUCUUCCGGCCCUCUGGCGAACCGCUUUGAGCAGAAAGUCUUCUGUCGAAAAUUCACCGCCAGGACGGGGCUGCAACGCCGCAACGAAUGUCUCUGUCUCUUCUUUCCCUGCAGCUAAGGAGAAAUGUAAAGACUGCGGCAGUGGCCACAGCCCCAGCGACGGUUCGCAGACCUCUCGGUCCCCAGCGUUGCCAGAAUGGGCUUGGAACACAACUCGCGUUUGGUCGCCGAGUCCUCGUCAAGUCGCCGCCCGGAUACACUUUGGCGGAGACGCUGUCGGGGAAAGUUUCCGUGAAGGAGACUGCGGUUGUGAAAGCCUAUUUAGACGCGCACAAGCGCCAGACAAAGCAAGCCACAGUAAUCCCUCUUGUUUUCAUGGUUUUGAGGCCGAAGACAAACCGGGAAAGGACAUGAGCUUCGACACUCUCCAUCAGGUCGAAAAACAUUCCACGUUCUCCUCGCCGGGAAGUGUUCAGAGCGCAAGCGACACGCGAGAUUCUCUGAUUUGCACAUCUGAGCAGCCUCUGGAAAAAAGAAUGAGACACAGACAGGGAGAUUCAAAAAGACGAGCGCAGAGUUUACCUGCAUGCCACCACAGGCAAAAUACGGUUUCAUGUCUCGUAGAAACCGUCACCAAGCUUCAGCCGCGAAGAAGGGGAAGCCUUAUCGCACCGGAUUCGGAUACCAUUGCAUCACUUGACAGUGGAGGUGGGGUGUCUGUAUACCUCAACGAGCCCAGCAUGGACGCGACUGAGGCGCUCGCGUUAGCUGAUGUGGCCAGUGUUUCUCAGUCGUCGGAAGAAUCCCGAGGGCGCCAGAAUACGACAAACGUUUUGGUUUUCGAUGGCACCGUAUCGGCGCUCGUUGUUCCUGGUCUGGAAGGAGGUGGUGUUGCCUCGAAGAGUUGCGGGAGUCGAGUCGCCGAUCUCAACGAAUCGAAAAGGGAGGCCCACCCCGACGCUGUACACACACUUGGGGCGAAAGGCUCGGUUUCACUCGACAGAAAUCCGUCGCUGUCAUAUGCCGUAGUGAGCAGCGAAGGACACAGACACUCUUCAGAAGCAGGAAACGAGAGCUCAUGUGUGCUUCUGGUUGGCCCACGUCCAUCUGAAGGGGAAGGGGAGCAACUAAUAGAAAGCGACCCGUUCGCCGGAGCGAGCGACGGAGUAAAAGUUUGUAGGCGUUCCGGUGCGUCAGCGGAGGCCACUGACGGGUCAGAAAUGCAGAGCAGAUCAACCCAGAAACAAAGACAGGAGACUUCAGCCUGCUCGUCUUCAGAUGGGCUUUCGCGUGGAACAGCAGUGUUGAGAAAACAAACGUCUUUUAGUGAUCUGCCUGUCUCACGCCUGCGCGAGGAGAUUCAGCGGCAAAAGGAGAAAGGCAGGAGUGACAUACUUAUUCAGGGCAAAGGGAGGUUCUCGGGUGUCAGUCUUCCAGCGAAUAUCAGUCCCCAAUGUGGUGAGCUGGACGGGAUGAACCGGUUAACAAGAGAACCGUUUCAAAACCGUAAAAAGGCAGCCAGUGCGGACUGGUCUGUAGAAUUCGCGGCUACGCACAUGGAGGAGCGCUGUGAGCAGUUUGUCGAACAUGAAAGUAAACUUGUGGGGUGGAAGAGAGAGGAAACUCAGGAAAAGGAGUCUGUUCGCGGCAAGGAUCAGAGCGGCAAUGCCCUAUUAGUGGUGGAGGAAGCGAAGCUUCGACGUCCCUGUGGCCGCUUGCCUCCACUUGCCUUGGAAAAGCUGUUGUUUACAGCUGCUCUGAAGAUUCCGGAGAAGUGCAUCCACUCCGCGAUUUCUCAAUCGAUGCCGAUUGCCUGGCUCCGAGGGAUUCAAGAAGAAACAACGAGCAAAGUGCUCUGCAGAGUGGCAGCUCUACGGAGGCCCACGCCGUCAGACAGCCCGCAUCCGUGUGGCAUGCAAGAGCUGGGUGGAGGUCGGUGAGAUGGAACGUACAGUGUGUGAAAGAGCUCGCCCGUGAAAGAGAGCAUUUCGAACAAGUUACAUGAAGGAGAGCUUC